Molecule: messenger RNA, 2856 nt
Organism: Limanda limanda (common dab)
Lineage: Eukaryota; Metazoa; Chordata; Actinopteri; Pleuronectiformes; Pleuronectidae
Product: SEC14-like protein 2
Exons: 12
Coding region: 103-1383 (426 amino acids)
Cellular component (GO): cytoplasm
Source: RefSeq, a predicted model, not a curated record
GCAUCCCGGGGUGAAUCUGCGGGAGGAGCCGGUGAAGCGGAGGAAACGAGAAUCCGUGAAUCUGAGUUCAGAUCCGCUCCGUCACAUCCUCCGGUUCCAGACAUGAGCGGAAGAGUUGGAGACCUGAGUCCUAAACAGACUGAAGCUCUACAGCAGUUUCGAGAGAGGGUACAAGACAUUCUUCCACAACUUCCUGCACAGCAUGACCACUUCCUGUUGCGCUGGCUCAGAGCCAGAAACUUCAACCUGCAGAAGUCGGAGGCCAUGUUGAGAAAGCACGUGGAGUUCAGGAGAAACAUGAAGGUGGACACGAUAGUGACUGAGUGGCGUCCACCAGAGGUGAUAGAGAAGUACCUGUCGGGGGGGAUGUGUGGGCACGACCGCGAGGGAAACCCCGUCUGGUACGACAUCAUCGGGCCGAUGGAUCCCAAGGGCCUCUUCCUGUCCGCCUCCAAGCAGGACUUCAUCAAGUCCAAGAUCAGAGACUGUGAGAUGCUGCAGCAGGAGUGUACUCUCCAGUCAGAGAGGCUGGGGAGGAACGUGGAGGGGGUCACGAUGAUCUACGACGUCGAAGGUCUGGGUCUGAAACACAUAUGGAAGCCUGCUAUAGAAACAUAUGGAGAGAUCCUCCAGAUGUUUGAGACCAACUACCCAGAGGGUUUGAAGAGGCUCUUUGUCAUUAAAGCCCCGAAACUCUUCCCCGUGGCCUUCAACCUCAUCAAGCACUUCCUGAGCGAGAACACGAGACACAAGAUCAAUAUCCUCGGAGCGAACUGGCAGGAGGUUUUACUGAAGUACAUCGACGCAGACGAGCUGCCGAUGAUCUACGGAGGGAAACUGACGGAUCCCGAUGGAGAUCCUCGCUGUCGCACCAGGAUUCAUCACGUCGGCCCAGUUCCUCCGUCGUACUACGUGCGGGACCACGUGAAGGUGGACUACGAGCAGUGUCUGAGCGUCAGCCGAGGAUCCUCCCAGCAGCUGGAUUAUGAGAUCUUGUUCCCGGGCUGCGUCCUCAGGUGGCAGUUUUGCAGCGAGGGGUCGGACAUCGGCUUCGGGGUUUUCCUCAAGAAUAAAAGGGGAGAAUGGCAGAAGGCGGGUCAGAUGCAGGAAGUCGUUCCCAACCAACGUUACAACUCCCACUUGGUGCCCGAGGACGGAUCUCUGACCUGUGAACGCCCCGGAGUCUACGUUCUGAGAUUUGACAACACCUACAGCAUCUUCCAGAACAAAAGAAUCAGCUUCACAGUCGAGCUCCUGCUGCCCGACCACCUACUGCCCCCGCAGGCCAACAGGGGCUCCUGCACCCGAGCGCCAGCUGAGGACAAACCUGUCGCCACUGAGCAGACGAGUCCACGUACCUCCGCCAUGUUGUCAGAUCAGUAGUAUGCAGCCACAUGUUAGCACAGCCUGACGAACUUGAUCCGCCGACGCACAGUUUGGUCCGACGUGGCCUCGGAGGAGUGUGUUCACUCACUCAGUGUUAAAUCUGAACGUUCGAUGACCCUUUAAUAAACCUCCAGGACCUCAUUCAGGAAGUUCAAAUCUCCACUGAAAAGCAUUUAUGAAACACACGGAAAUUACAAGAACGUAAACAGACAUAUAUGUUAGAAGAUUGAUCUAAAGCCGGUUUCAGUUUAAUUGUUUAUUUGAACCAAUAGUUAUUUGAUUAACUUGAGCUUCGGAUCAUCUCUACUCUGACUUUAAUGCAGCAGGUGUCUUGGUCCAGCUCAGUGAUUGGCUGACAGGAAUAGCUCGGCUCAUUCAGUUUGAUAAGAUCUGAAAUAUAAUCCGGAUCUGAUUUAAAUCAAUCCUAAAACAAACACUGAGCCAGUGGGACGUGGCUCAAACGGGUUAUUGAAGCAAUGCAUUUCAGUGGAUUCUGUAAUUACCUCAUGCAGAGCUUAUGUGUUGAUGAUUUAUUUAUGUAUUUAUUUUUUAAGAUUUUCAUUCCAUAUAGAGGGGAAAAGCCAAAUUUCUACAGCCAAAUGAAAACCACACAGUAUAAUGUCUAUGACACAGCUAGCUAAAUGAAAAGGUGUUAGAAGAACAAACAGAGUUAACGUGUUCUCGAAAACAAAGACAGAGUAGUGUCACAUGUUCUCACCUUUUAAAAAUGCACUCACAUACUUUCCUGUUUGGAACAACUAUUAGAACCUGCAGCUUCACAACGACCGAACUCACCAAAGUGAACAGAAACGAUUGGCUUUUGACUUGGAAAAGAAUCAAAGUAAUUGAUAACAAUGAUCCAUAACCAUCAACUUUAGGUUUAACUGAACAGCCAGAGGUGGGACAGGGAAAUACUUUUGUGUUUGAUAUUUUCAGAUCUGUAGAGGGCAAGAAAAAGGUUAAUGAGGUUCCAGCACGUGCAACAAAAUGUCUUUGGGGAAAUUGUCAUAAACUCGAUUAUAUGGUAUUUUUAUAGCUACUGUCAGAUAUGCACUGAGCUCCAGAGAUCCUCCCCAGUAUCUCUGAAGGAGAUGUAUGUGUCCGAGUGAGAGCCUCCGGAGUUUCUCUCUAACUGACCCCAGGUGUAAAGUCAGUGGUCGCAACAUUGAAAGAACAUAAAGACUAUGAAUAUCUCAGGAUGAAGAAGCGAUCACUCCGGUGGAUUUGUCUCUGUUGUGAGAAUCUCUCGCUGUGUUGUGCAUGUGUGAGAGGAAACUUCUGGAGAAAGUCCGGACACAAUUCUCCGCAGUUCCUCGGGAGGUCAUGUCUGAAAAUGUCUUAUGUUUUAGAAAGCAAGUGAAAAUAUGACCUUCAGAGACGAAGCCCUUCACCUUCAUAUAUGCAGCAUGUCGAUGUUGAUCUGAUACGAACUUCCCACAGAGAGCAAAAGAUAAAAUGAUACAGAAACAA